AUGAGCGAGCUGCCGGCCGACCUGCGCGCCUUCCUGCGCGAGCACCCGAGUCUGCGGCUGCAGCCCGGGGCGCGCCAGGUGCGGUGCGCGCUGACCGGCCACGAGCUGCCCUGCCGCCUGCCGGCGCUCCAGGUCUACACCCGCGGCAAGAAGUACCGGCGGCUGGCCCGCACCGACCCGGCCUUCGACUACGCCGCGUUCGAGCCGCACAUCGUGCCCAGCACCAAGAACCCGCACCAGCUCUUCUGCCGGCUCACCCUGCGGCACAUCAACAAGUCCCCCGCGCACGUGUGCAGGCACACCCAGGGCCGGCGCUACCGGAGGGCCCUGCAGAAGUAUGACGAGUGUCAGAAGCAGGGCGUGGAGUACGUGCCCGCCUGCCUCCUGCACAGGAGGAGGAGGAGGAAGGACGGGCAGAUGGACAGCGACGGGUCCCCUCGCCCCGGAGAGGCCUUCUGGGAACCCACGUCCAGUGACGACGACGCAGCCGCAAGUGACAGCGACGACAGCAUGACAGACCUGUACCCACCUGAGCUGUUCACCGAAAAGGACCCGGGAGACACCAAGGGUGGCGCUGAGGACUUUCUGACAGAUGACGAUGAGGGGCCCAGGUGCCCUCGAGAGAAGGGCCCUGGGGACAGCGAGGGGACAGGAGUGGGCCUCAAGCGCAGGAAGAAGCAGUCGGGCGCCUGCAAGAAGAAGUUCGGACGCUGCGGCCGCAAACCUCCGCGCUGGGUUGUAUUUAAACAGGCGGGUUAAUGAAGGCCGCUGGAGAAACGCCUGGAAGGCCUGUGAGCUCCUUCAGGUCUCACCUCCUCCUCCCCCCGCCGCCUGCAGGCGUCCCCCAGCCUACCCGGGUCCCUGCUCUGCUGCGCCCACUCUCAGGUGCUGCCUGAGGGCAGGAGGGGCCGUUCACAGAUGCCAGGGUGCCCCACACACCCAGGACGCAGUAGGGACCCAAGAAUUCUGUCUGGAUGUGGCUUCUGCGUGUCUUCAGCAACGCGAGGGGGUGCGCGUGGCCGACCGCGCCUCAGGGCCCUGGCCACCUGGCCGGGCGCUGCCAGGGGACUGCACCGAAUACAACAAAUGCCAUCGUUUAUUUUGAUGUUUCCAAAAUCAGAAUGUUUUCAAACAUAACUAAGAUAAAAUACAGCAUAAAAGGAGAUUUAUACCUAUUUCCCACAUAAAGCAGUUUUCAGAAAUCGU
Talpa occidentalis (Iberian mole) is the source of this 1206-nucleotide messenger RNA. It is a transcript of the gene SURF2, whose product is annotated as surfeit 2. Lineage: Eukaryota; Metazoa; Chordata; Mammalia; Eulipotyphla; Talpidae. The transcript has 6 exons. The record is from RefSeq and is a predicted model, not a curated record. Bases 1 to 759 code for a protein of 252 amino acids.